This is a messenger RNA of Dermatophagoides farinae (American house dust mite), 2113 nucleotides long. Its product is annotated as tubulin beta-4B chain. Gene Ontology annotation, molecular function: structural constituent of cytoskeleton; GTP binding; GTPase activity. NCBI's taxonomy places the organism in Eukaryota, Metazoa, Arthropoda, Arachnida, Sarcoptiformes, Pyroglyphidae. Gene Ontology annotation, biological process: microtubule-based process. Gene Ontology annotation, cellular component: microtubule. The record is from RefSeq and is a predicted model, not a curated record.
AACUUACAAAAUCAAGCCAGUAAUAUAAACGUGAAUAAGGGUAAAAAGAUUGUUUUUAGCAAACACUCGAACUUUGUCUACAAAAAGCAGCCCUUCAUCGUCAACGUUUUCACAUUUAUUAUUCGUUUUCGGUUGUGAUCGGUUGAAUUUUUUUCUUCAAAAUUUUCAUUUUCUUACCCAUACGUUUUUUCGUUUUGAUCGGCGUGUUUUUUUGUUGCCUUGUUCUUAUUUUUUCGUCCUUUGUUCAAACACAACGACACGACGACAUCAGAAAUAAGACGAGAAAAUCAACGAUUAAUUGAAUUCAAUAACGAAAUUUCACUAAUUUACAUCCGUUUCGGUGAACGUGUUGGUGUUUUUGUGUGUGUGUGUUGAAUUGAAUUAAAUUUUUCUUAUUAAAAUCAUCUUAAAAUAUUAUUUAUCAUAAUGCGUGAAAUUGUUCAUAUUCAAGCCGGUCAAUGUGGUAAUCAGAUUGGUGCCAAGUUUUGGGAAGUAAUUUCCGAUGAACAUGGCAUAGAUCCUACUGGUACCUAUCACGGCGAUAGCCCAUUACAAUUGGAACGUAUCAAUGUUUAUUACAAUGAAGCAUCAGGUGGCAAAUAUGUUCCACGUGCCGUAUUGCUUGAUCUUGAACCGGGUACAAUGGAUUCUGUUCGUUCAGGUGUUUUCGGUACAUUAUUUCGACCGGAUAAUUUUAUUUUUGGUCAAAGUGGUGCUGGUAAUAAUUGGGCCAAAGGCCAUUAUACUGAAGGUGCUGAAUUGGUUGAUACCGUUUUGGAUGUCGUACGUAAAGAAGCCGAAGGCUGUGAUUGUUUACAAGGCUUUCAAUUAGCUCAUUCAUUGGGUGGUGGUACUGGUUCCGGUAUGGGAACAUUACUUAUCUCGAAAAUUCGUGAAGAAUAUCCGGAUCGUAUCAUGAAUACAUUCAGUGUAAUGCCUUCACCAAAAGUAUCCGAUACUGUUGUUGAACCAUACAAUGCAACGCUUUCUGUUCAUCAAUUGGUUGAGAAUACUGAUGAAACCUAUUGUAUCGAUAAUGAAGCCUUGUAUGACAUUUGUUUCCGUACAUUAAAAUUGACCACACCAACUUAUGGUGACCUAAAUCAUUUGGUUUCGGUUACAAUGUCUGGUGUCACUACUUGUCUUCGUUUCCCUGGCCAAUUGAAUGCUGAUUUAAGAAAAUUGGCCGUUAACAUGGUACCGUUUCCACGAUUGCAUUUUUUUAUGCCUGGAUUUGCACCACUCACUUCACGUGGUUCACAACAAUAUCGAGCCCUUUCUGUACCCGAAUUGACACAACAAAUGUUUGAUGCUAAAAAUAUGAUGGCCGCAUGUGAUCCACGACAUGGACGAUAUUUGACCGUUGCCACCAUCUUCCGUGGACGUAUGUCAAUGAAAGAAGUGGAUGAGCAAAUGUUGAAUGUUCAAAAUAAGAAUAGUUCAUAUUUUGUUGAAUGGAUUCCAAAUAAUGUUAAAACAGCCGUUUGCGAUAUUCCACCACGUGGAUUAAAAAUGGCCGCUACAUUUAUCGGUAAUUCGACAGCAAUUCAAGAACUUUUCAAACGUAUAUCGGAACAAUUUACCGCCAUGUUCCGACGUAAAGCUUUCUUGCAUUGGUACACUGGUGAAGGUAUGGAUGAAAUGGAAUUCACUGAAGCUGAAUCCAAUAUGAACGAUUUGGUUAACGAAUAUCAACAAUAUCAAGAAGCAACAGCUGAAGAUGAAGAAUUAUUUGAAGAGGAACAGCCAGAAACUGCUUGAAAAAAUUAAAUUAACCGAUAAAUUUUUCAAAAUGACUGACUUGUGAAUUUUGACUAACAUCAUAACCAUCAUCAAUAAUGAGAAAAGCAGUAUACCAAAAAAACAACAAAACAUACCCAUUUUCCACCUCACGCCUGUAACUUUGUUCGUUAAACGUUCAAUCAUACAAUUUUUUACCACUUUUUUUAUUCAAUUUUUUUUUACAAAAAUAAUUGCAUUUACACAACCAUCAAUCAAAUUAAAAUAACAUAAUGAUAAUUUGUAUAAAAGAUAUUCAGCCAAAAAAAAAAAUCAAUAAUUUAACACUUUUAUCUAUAUGAUGACUUGAAACAAUAAAAUGAUUUUAAUUUUA